UUUUUCCCCUGUGUGUGAUGCAGGGGUUACAGGGCAGGGUGGGGCACGGCUGCAGCAGCGCUAGGGAAAGUUUCAGCCGAGCCCCGGGAGGCAGAGAGAGAGGGAGGCAGCGGCUGUGCAUUAGGCAGGACACAGUCCCAGCUGUCACAAGUAGUGAGAGGAACUCAGGGGUCAGAACUUAUUGUGUUCUAUAGGGGGGAAGUGGAAGUGGUGUGAAUGGAAAGGGCAGGUAAAUAAGCUUGAGGACACUGAGGUGAAAUGGCAGAAAGUUCAUUUGCUGAAAGGUAAGGGGCGAGGGAACUGUCACAGGCUGCGCUGGAAUGAACCUGCCUCGCUCUCUUAUGAUAACAAAGUGUCUGAGAGUCAGAGGAGCGUCUGAUUGGUUCAGGGCAGGGCAUUAAGCAGCGUUGGGACCCAGAGAAAGAAAGAGUCGCUCAGGGAGCAGAGCUCAGUUAUGUGUCUCACAGCAGCGCCCUGAUCUCAGCCUUGACAGGAGCAGGUUGUGAGUCACAUGUGAAAGUGAAGUUCAGCCUGGAACAAGGAGUGACUGACACUGAGGCCAUUACCUGGCGCAGAGGCAACGGGCACUUAGCUGCUCUUCUGUGGACAAUCCGUCACCCCAAGGAUCUAUUUCUACAACCGGCCACGUGGGCGGCUGGAUACAUCGGCCAACUUCAUCCAUCGGAUUAAAGCGCAAGCUGCGGGGUUUUCACCCUAGACAGGAGAAUGUGCCCAAUGUUGCGGAGUAAAUGAGGCGCGCACUGGAAUGACAACAUGAUAUUUCAGAUAAGUGGAUUGUGGUGCAGUCAUUGGAAAUGGAAAAUGCAAUACAUUCUACUCUUCUUUGUGGUGUACAUUGCUUUAGUCCAGCAUAAUGUUUUAUGUUGCACUGUCUGCAAGUUAACCUUGACAGCACCUACUGGAAAUGUCACUUCACCUUGCUAUCCCCAAUUGUACCCCAACAACCAGGACUGUAAGUGGAUCCUACAGGCUCCAAAAGGAUUUAUCGUUCAACUCACAUUUGUGGAUUUUGAUGUUGAGGAAGCUUUGAACUGCGUGUAUGACUAUCUUUCUAUAAGCAAUGGAGAAACAACAACCAAAUAUUGUGGUGUAACAGCAAGAGGCCUUACAUAUAACUCCACAGGGAAUAUGAUGAAUAUAUCCUUUUUCAGUGACUUUAGUAUCCAAAGGAAAGGCUUCAAUGCAACCUAUAAGCAUGUACCUGUAACACUGAGAAAUCUUAAAGUUACUAUACCGCAAAACCAAAGUCUGGGUAUUGUGUCUGUCGCAAGUACAGUUCUUGUACCAGUGCUAAGCCAGUUUACAGUAUGCUUUGAGGCAACAAGAUUCAUGAGCAGCCCAGCUGAAUGGAAGGCAUUUACAUACUGGAAUUCUUUAACAGAGUUUCUUAGUUUUGGAAAGACUGCAAGUGGCCAUUUUGUGCACAUCCAUGGUAUACAGUGCCCUCUCAACCUUACUUUGUCUUCAUUAAGUGCAACUGGGGAUUUUUUUACUGAAACAUUGCAAGAGAUGUGCAUUACCUGGGACAGCCGGUCACAACUUGUAGGUGUGAAGACCGUAAAUACCUUUCAGACUUCAACUUGUUUAGAUACAAAGGAAUUAAACAUUCCUGCUAAUGGAAGCUUAAUAUUAGGCUGUUACGAUAAUAAAACAUCUAGUCUGCAAGGGGAUAUUUACAAUUUCCGUCUUUGGGACACUGCCUUCGAUUCAGUGGCUCUGUCAAACCUAAGCUGUGAUCAGAAAGGAAAUAUUGUCAACUGGGAAAAUGAUUUUUGGUCAAUCCCAUCUUGGGCAAGAAAAGCUGGAACUGAUCUCAGUUGUGGUACCUCGUUAUCAAGUACACCUUCUACUGUAACAACCACCUGUAAGAAUCUUGGAGGCGUUUGUCAAGCUACUGCUUCACCAUCUACCUUGAGCCCUACUAACUCAUUUGAUAGGACCACAAACUAUAGCUCAAAUUCUGCUACUCUAAGCACGGUCUCAGCUUCUACCUUGAGAACUACUCAACUAACAGCAACGUAUAGCCCUAGUCCUGCAGCUAUCUCCUCACCAUCAACCAUGAUAACUAUUAACAUGAAUGAUACUAACCACAUCAAUAACUCUCAGCCUGGUGGAACAUUUUACAGGAUUUCCAUAACUGUUGUCAACAACAAUCUUGAUAAUGAAUCCGAAGUGCAGCGCACAGUAUCUGACUGGUUGAAGCAAUCCCUUCAGAACUGGAGUUACGCUGUCUUUGUAUUAAACAUGAGCAUUUAUCAGACCAACUCAGAAAUUGUCAGAGAUGCCCGGAGCCUUAUCAUGAAAAGUAUGCAGCAGAGCCAUAAAAGACGUGCCAGGGAUAUCAGCAAUAAAAGCUUUGAUGUCUGGGCUCUUUUGGUGUAUAACAACAGCAAUAACGUUGUCCUGGAAACAAAAACUAUUUAUGACAAACUGUUACAAAAUAAUGACAGCAUAGGGGAUGGAUUGAGUCUUCAGGCAGUCAGUGUCUAUUCAGUUGAACCAUGUAUGGCUGAAGAAUAUCCAUCUUCAUACUUCUGGCCAAGUACAAGGCCCACCAUGCUUCAAAUAAUCCCCUGCCCAAAGAACAGUGCAUUUAAUGCAUCAAGAAAAUGUUCAGUUGGCUUACACAAUUAUAGUUCCUAUUGGGAAAUUCCAACUACAGAUAAUUGCACAGAUUCCACCGGUACAGAAGAUGCAGAAAAUGUUGCAAAUGGACUUCUGAAUAUUACUGGAAAUGGCCAGGUCCUGACUUCAGAGAAAGUAGACCAAGUUGUUCAAAAACUAAAACAAAUAGUCAAUGAUGCCAAUAUCAGUGCCAGCCUUGGCUCAACUGUAGUAAAUGUUUUCUCUAAUUUACUAAGCAGUCCAGAUGAUUUACUGGCUAAAUCCUCUUCUGACGCCCUCAAAACAAUUGAAACCUUGGCAUUGAAGGUCCAAUUCACAGGGUCAUCUGUCAGUAUUUUGUCACCAAACUUGGCUUUAGGAGUCUCAAGAAUGAAUUCUACCUCAUACACUGGUUCAGUUUUUAGUGUUGGAUCCAAUACCAGCAGUUCAGAGUUUGAGAUUAACAUGGAGAAUUCCCAAAACAGUUCAUUGGCUUCUGUUGUUUUACCCUCAAGUCUGUUGUCGAAUUUAAGUGAAAGUGAUUUCUACACAGUUUCAAGAGCUCAGUUUACUUUCUUCAAUAAGUCUGGACUUUUUCAGGAUUCCCAAAUUACCUCAGGGGACCAGACGCUCAUCAGCUAUGUUGUAUCAUGCAGCAUUGGAAAUAUUACUAUAAAGAACCUUGCGGAUCCAGUCAAAAUUAUAGUCAAGCACAAAGCACAGGGGACAAAUCGAGAAAAAACCUGUGUUUUCUGGGACACAGAAAGGAACAAUGGUAAAGGUGGCUGGAACACAUAUGGCUGCACUGUGCUUAAAAAGGAAUCCAGUGUGCAUGAAACAGUCUGUUUGUGCAACCACCUCACACAUUUUGGAAUAUUGAUGGAUCUCCAAAGGACAAGUCCAAUUAUCGAUCAGCAAAAUACUAGAAUUCUUACCUUUAUAACGUACAUUGGCUGUGGAAUAUCUGCAAUCUGUACAGCUGCCACCCUUCUGACCUAUAUUGCAUUUGAAAAAAUUAGGCGUGAUUACCCCUCCAAGAUCCUCAUGAACUUAAGUACUGCAUUGCUCUUUCUGAAUCUUUUCUUCCUUUUGGAUGGUUGGAUUGCAUCCUUUGGCAUCAAUGAACUGUGCAUCACAGUGGCUGUCCUGCUGCAUUUCUUUCUGCUGGCUACAUUCACAUGGAUGGGGCUGGAGGCUGUGCACAUGUAUAUUGCUCUGGUUAAGGUUUUCAACACAUACAUCCGGAGAUAUAUGUUAAAAUUCUGCAUUAUUGGCUGGGGCUUACCUGCUAUAAUUGUAUCUGUGGUCCUUGCAAGUACACACAGCAAUAUUGCUUAUGGAAGUAGCAGUUAUGGCCAAGACAGUCGAGGAAAUGGGGGUGAUGAAUUCUGCUGGAUUAAAAGUGAUGUGGUAUUCUAUGUGACCUGUGCUGCCUAUUUUGCCAUCAUGUUCCUGAUGAACGUAGCCAUGUUCAUUGUGGUGAUGGUACAGAUCUGUGGAAGAAACGGAAAAAGAACUAAUCGAAGCAUUCGAGAGGAGGUUCUGAGAAACCUGCGUAGUGUUGUCAGCCUCACCUUCCUCCUAGGAAUGACCUGGGGUUUUGCUUUUUUUGCUUGGGGUCCAGUCAAUCUUGCUUUCAUGUAUUUGUUUACAAUUUUCAACUCACUACAAGGUUUAUUUAUAUUUGUAUUCCACUGUGCGUUGAAGGAAAAUGUACAGAAACAGUGGAGACGACAUCUGUGCUGUGGAAAACUCCGUCUGACAGACAAUUCUGACUGGAGUAAAACAGCAACUAACAAUACAAAGAAGGUCAGCUCCGAUAAUUUGGGGAAGUCCCUUUCCUCAAGCUCUAUAGGCUCAAAUUCCACAUACUUGACAUCAAAGUCUAAGUCCAGCAAUAAACCAUUCUUUAAAAGAAACAGCAGCACCGGUUACAUUUUUGGCGACAGACCCUCAGUUAAAUUUACAGCAGUGGAUGGAGAGCAGACGUCGAUUCUUCCUGUCCAUCACGUUAUUGACAAAGUCAAAGGUUAUUAUAAUUCCCAUUCUGACAACUUCUACAAGAACAUCAUCAUGUCAGAUUCAUACAGUAAAAGCACCAAGUUCUGAAGCACAACAUCCCACAGAAAUCAGAAGUACUGGUUCAUGGAGUUUUAUUGGGGGAUCUGGCCAUAAGGGACUAAUAAUAAAAAAGAAUUGCUUCCAAAAACGCUGUUGUAAAUAUACAUUUUAAAUAUGUCAAUGGAUGCACAUUAACUAAAUCAUAUCUCUCAUCCAACUAAAUGAUAAUAGAUAAUAAAUAAUAAGGGUGUUAUGGAUUGUACAAGAAUGGAGAUGUCCAGGAAUUUUGAACCUACAGUCAUGUGGUCUUCGCUUGGAUAAACGUAAGCAUACAGCUCUAUAUAAUUGCACAACGAGGGACACAAAAUCCAAGUUUAAUGGCGUUUCUAUGUUUUUGGUAUGCACAUUAGAAGAUUUCUUCAUGACAAGUUUGUAUUUUACGCCACCGUGGUGUUCCAAUUUAGUACUUGGAUACAUUCAAUCCAGUAAUGUUACCAUCAUUUGUUACACUGAAUGCAUUUUAGUUUGGCAGCCAGUUGGCAAGAAUUUGGUUUAUACCAUUAUCAUUUUAUCAUUUAAUACAUAAUCACGGCAUGAUUGUAUUAACCUUGAUGCAUGAAAAUGAUGUAGGAAAUUCUAACUUUCAUAAAUGUGAAGCAUUGCUCAUUGAAUAGUCUACAAACCAAAUUUGGCAGAAGCUCAACAGAUUGAAUGCUGGACAGGAUUACACGGUUUAUAAUCAACUUCCCAGAGGACAAUGGAGUCCAGUGACUGGGAGUGAAUGAAGUUCAGCAUUAUAAAACUGUUGUGCCCUUUCUAUUAAGCUUUGUGGCUUCAGUUUUGAAGAGCUGUAGCAUGUUAGUGGCAAAACUACAAGCAAUUGUAAACUUUCCAUUUCACAAGUCAGCAGUAUAUUUUCAGAAUUUAGGGUUUUCAUUCUUUACAUUUCAGAAUCUCUCUUCCUCAGUCAUAAAUUCCUCAAGGAAGUAUCCAGGAAUGUGCUGCGAGGCACCUUAUUAGGUCAGACAUUGUUGCCUUUAAUGCGGGAUCAAGUUGGCUGUGUAUUGCAUGCGACAUUCGUUCAGUUCUAGGAGGAUGCAGCCAAUGAUCAUGUGCUGGUCAGGAGUGACAUCCUAAGGUUUUAUACAAAAGCAGCAGCAAAGGCAGGAAGAUCCUUACACAAAUUAGUUGCUUUUGUUUAAUUGAAGUGAAUGUGGCUAAUGACGCCUUCCUAGAUGCAGAAAGUCAUCUCGUUCUGCCAGUGUUGGACUGGGAUUCCAGGGUUCCACCAGAAAACCUUAGACCAUGGGCCCACUUUCCAAUUUAUUUCUCCUCUUCCUCUCCUCACAUAGGAGGGAAUGUAACUAAAGUCGCAAAACAAUUCGCACCAAUAAGAAUAAAAAUCUUGUUAUUGCAUUGCGAAUUGUAAUUGCGCAUUGGCGCAAACUAUACAUUUUGCAAACGGUCCAACCACUGUCAGAAGUGGUCGCUAAACAGUUUCCGUGUUUGCAAAAGCUAUAUUAAAUUCACGCAAAGCUAAAUUUGUUCCCGCAAAGGCAUAACUUUUCAAAUUGCUUCCUCUGUAGUUACAUCCCAGUUUAUAUCCUAGGCAUGUUUAAUAAAUAGUGAAUAAAGUACCCCCUCUUGUAAAAUAUAAGGAUAUUAUAAGUUACCGAGGAGUUUCAUGACCA
This is a messenger RNA of Xenopus laevis (African clawed frog), 6377 nucleotides long. RefSeq names its product adhesion G-protein coupled receptor G6 (gene adgrg6.S). Lineage: Eukaryota; Metazoa; Chordata; Amphibia; Anura; Pipidae. The coding region runs from base 775 to 4734 and encodes 1319 amino acids. The record is from RefSeq and is a predicted model, not a curated record. The transcript has 28 exons.